AUGGAUACAUCAACUUAUGAUUAUUGGAGCAAAANUAUUUUAUCUAUUUUAUUACUUUAUUAUUUUAGUACAUCAACUUAUGAUUAUUGGAGCAAAAAAAAUGUACCGCAUUUUCGUCCAAUACCGUUGUUUGGAAAUUUCUUAGAAUUUGUACUUGGGUUGAAAAAUCCAGUAUUUAUAAUUCAAAAUAUUUACAGAUAUCCAAGUAAAACAAAGUACGUUGGAAUGUACCAAAUGAGAACGCCAAUUUUGUUGAUACGUGAUCCUGAGCUUAUUCAACAGAUACUUAUUAAAGACUUUUCAUAUUUCACUGACCGCGCAGUACCUUUUGAUCUUGAAGCUCCACUUGCCAAUCAUCUGUUUUUAAUGAAAGGCCAAAAAUGGAAAAUAAUGAGAAAAAAAAUCAGUCUUGUUUUUACACCUCGCAUGUUAAAAAACAUGCACGAACAGAUAAAAGAAUGCAGUAACGAAUUAAUUGAAAAAAUUGAAAAACAUCUUAAAAACGAUGACAUUAUUGAAGUAAAAGAAAUGAUGGGAAAUUAUUCAACAGACGUUAUUGGUACUUGUGCUUUUGGAUUAAAACUGAAUACCAUUACUGAUGCUGAUUCACCUUUUCGGAAAGCUGGUAAAGCUAUAUUUACACCUGAUUUUUGGUCAAUGUUAAGUCAAUUGGUAUUAAGAAUAUCGCCAUCGUUAAAAAAAAAACUUAAGCUUAAUGAUAUACAACCAGAGAUAGUGGAAUUUUUCGUAUCUGCUUUUAGUGAUACAAUGAAAUUUAGAGAAGAAAAUAAUAUUUUGAGGGAUGAUCUCGUACAAUGUCUUAUACAAGCCAAUAAAGAUUUAGUUAUAAAUAAAACUGAACCAUCAGUUGAAUUUAAGUACAUGGACAUAAUUGCUAACGCAUUUCUUAUGUAUCUUGCUGGUUUCGAAACCGUAUCUACGACUAUGAGUUUUUGUCUUUACGAACUGGCAUUACAUAAGUCUAUCCAAGGUCGAGUUCGUGAAGAAAUGACUCAUUUAAUGGCAAAACACGAUGGAAAAAUCAAUAGUGAAUUUUUAUCCGAUUUGCACUAUUUAGAAAGGGUUAUAGCAGAAACUUUAAGAAAAUAUCCACCGGCACCUUCGCUCACUCGAGAAGUGACAAAAGACUAUCAACUACCCGAUGAAGAUUUAAUACUAAAAAAAGGCUCAAAAAUACUAAUACCUAUGUACAGUUUGCAUAUGGAUAGUAAGUAUUAUCCUGAACCUUUGAAAUUUGAUCCAGAUAGAUUCUCUGACGAAGAAAAAGCAGGGCGAACUAGUGGUACUUAUCUACCUUUUGGAGAUGGACCUCGUGUACAAGUAUCUAGUUUAUUAUAG
Molecule: messenger RNA, 1359 nt
Organism: Daktulosphaira vitifoliae (grape phylloxera)
Lineage: Eukaryota; Metazoa; Arthropoda; Insecta; Hemiptera; Phylloxeridae
Product: probable cytochrome P450 6a14
Exons: 5
Coding region: 1-1359 (452 amino acids)
Molecular function (GO): iron ion binding; heme binding; oxidoreductase activity, acting on paired donors, with incorporation or reduction of molecular oxygen
Source: RefSeq, a predicted model, not a curated record